GAUGAAGCGCAUGAGCACUUAGCAACUUCCGGUGUCUUCCGUUGAUGCUGUUAACUGCGUGUGGCGUGAGAUUCCAAGGUGUUGUAUGCGUACUGUAAUUAAGCAUGGGCAAACCUAAGAGAAAGCAACAAGAAGAUGAUAUUGAAGAUGAUGUGACUUCCGAUUUGGCCUCUAUGACUUUAUCAAAUGAUAAUGGCAUUGAUGCUUCUAAUGCAAAAUCAGAAAAGAAAUCCAAGAAAGUUAUUGUGGAAGAAUCUUCUGAUUCUGACAAAGAAGAUGACCAAGUACAAUCAAAGAAAGAAAAGAAAAAAAAGAGUAAAGCUGUUGCAUCUUUUAAUCUGUUGAAUAUGUUAGAUGACGACUCAAACAGUGACAGAAAGGAUUCGGAUGAUGAAACAAAUGAUAUUGUUCUUGAAACUGUUACACAAAGUAAACAAUCUAAAAAAGUAAAAGACAAAAAGAAGAAAAAAGGCAAAUUAGAACAGGAGUAUGAUGAUAUUGAUGCUAUUUUAGCUGAUAUUGAAAAAGUAUCUGAAAAAAAACAACCAAAAAGCAAAAAAGACAAAAAAAAAUCUUCUGCUAGUACAGAAGCAAAUGUUUCAGAAGUGAAAAAGAGCGAAGAAGUGAAAAAGAGCGAAGAAGUGAAAAAGAGCGAAGAAGUGAAAAAGAGCGAAGAAGUGAAAAAGAGCGAAGAAGUGAAAAAGAAUGAAGAAGUGAAAAAGAACGAAGAAGUGAAAGAUGAAGUCAAUGAAGAUUUAAAACUAAAAGCUGCUGCUCAGAAAAAGAAAGAGAAAAAGGAACGUGAAAAAUUGAAAAAACAACAGGACAAACAAAAGGAUUCAGAUAUGCAAGAUAAAGAAAAGAUAAUUGAGACUCAGCCAAAAGUAGUUGAAACUCCUGCAGAACAUCAUGUUGAUACAAAGCCUGAAGAUGAUGAUGAGACUUCUCGAGGAGGAAGUGCAGAACCUGAAACAAAUAAUAAGAAAAAGAAGAAGGUUAAAAAAGAAGAAGUUGUGGAAAAACCAAAAAAACCCAAAGGCCAGAUUGCAAAAAUAAAAGAAGCUUUGGAAAAAAUGAAAGAAGAAGAAGAAAGGUUACGAAGAGAAGAAGAGGAAAAAGAAAGAAUGCUUGCAGAAAUACAAAGAAAGAAAGAAGAACAAAAAUUGAUAGAAGAAGAAAGAAAAAGAAGGAAAAAACAAAAAGAGAAAGAAAAGAAAGAACAGUUGAAGGCUGAAGGAAAGUUGCUAACAGAAAAGCAGAAGCAUGAACGCAUGCGUGCACAACAAAUGCUGGACGCUAUGAGAAGCCAAGGUUUAGAGUUGCCUGUUAAAGAUGAAAGUGCUCCUAAGAAAAGGAUUGUUUAUACUGAUAAGAAGAAAAAAAGAACACAAAAUGAUGCUGAUUCAAAAAGAGAGGAUAGCAUUGUUUCUGAUGAGACAAAAACUGAUGAAAAGAGUAUUGUAACAGAAAUGAAACCUGUAGAAAUGAAGGAAGAAGUGAAAGAAAGCUGGGAUAUAAGUAGUGAUGAAGAAGAAUCAGAAACUGAUACUAAAACAAAAUUUGAUGAAGAUGACUCUUCUGAUGAGAAAGGCGAUGAUGAUGAUAGUCUUAAAGAUGAUAGUGACAUAGAGGACUAUACACCUAUUGAAAAAGCUCGGGAAAGAAUCUUAAAACGAAAAGAAGCUGCUGAGAAAAAACGAAGAGUUGAUGUACUUCGUGCUCCUGUUGUGUGUGUUCUGGGACAUGUUGAUACUGGGAAAACCAAGAUUUUAGAUAAGUUAAGGAGAACUAAUGUUCAAGAUGGUGAAGCUGGAGGUAUUACACAACAAAUUGGUGCUACUAAUGUUCCACAUGAUGCCCUUAAAGAAGCUACUAAAAUGGUGAAAGAAAAACCGCCUUUAAAGUUACCAGGUUUGUUGAUUAUAGAUACACCUGGUCAUGAAUCAUUUAGCAAUCUUCGGUCUCGAGGCUCUUCAUUGUGUGAUAUAGCAAUUCUUGUAGUAGAUAUUAUGCAUGGUCUUGAACCACAAACAAUUGAGUCCAUAAACCUGCUUAAAGCCAGAAAAACCCCUUUUGUUAUUGCAUUAAACAAGAUUGACAGAUUAUUUCAGUGGAAGACAUCACCACAAACUGAUGUUUCUGUUACAAUCAAAAAACAAAAUACUAACACUAAAGUAGAAUUUGAGGAACGAAGUAAAGAAAGUAUUCUUCAAAUUUCAGAACAGGGCCUUAAUGCUGCUCUCUUUUAUGAAAAUACAAAUGUUCGUGAAUAUAUAAAUGUUGUACCAACUUCAGCUCACACUGGUGAUGGAAUGGGUAAUUUGAUAGCAACAAUAUGUGAGCUAACUCAGAGCCUAUUGGCAAAACGGAUCUCCUAUAGUGAAGAAUUACAUGCAACCGUUAUGGAAGUGAAAGCUUUACCAGGCAUGGGAACCACUAUUGAUGUUAUUCUUGUUAAUGGCAAAUUAAAAGAAGGGGAUACAAUUGUUGUAGCUGGUACUGAGGGACCCAUUAUGACACAAAUCAGAGGCUUAUUGACACCAGAACCUAUGAAGGAGUUACGAGUCAAGGCUCAGUAUCAGCACCAUAAAGAAUUAAUGGCUGCUCAAGGUGUCAAAAUUAUGGCCAAGGAUUUAGAAAAGGCUCUUGCAGGGUUGCCUUUGUAUGUUGCAAAAGAUCAAGAUGAAAUUGACUAUUAUAAGUCAGAAGUAUCUAAUGCUUUAAAAGAAGUGCUUAGUGGAAUAAAACUUCAAGAACGGGGUGUCUUUGUACAAGCUUCAACUCUUGGUUCUAUGGAAGCAUUAUUGGAAUUUUUAAGGACUUCUAAAAUCCCUUAUGCUGGUAUAAACAUUGGGCCGAUCCACAAAAAAGAUAUAAUGAAAGCAUCUGUCAUGUUGGAGCAUGAUGAUCAAUAUGCUGUAAUCUUGGCUUUUGAUGUUAAGAUUGAGCGGGAUGCUCAGGAACUUGCUGACACAUUAGGUGUGCGGAUAUUUUCUGCAGACAUAAUUUAUCACUUGUUUGAUAAAUUUAUGACUUACAGAGAGGAAUUAAAAAAAAAGCGCCAGGGGGAAUUCCGACAUAUUGCUGUUUUUCCUUGCAAGUUACGUGUCAUGCCUGAAUACAUUUUCAAUUCUCGAGACCCUAUUGUUGUUGGUGUAUGUGUAGAAGCUGGCUUUGUCAAAGAAGGGACACCUUUGUGUGUGCCAUCCAAAGAGUUUGUGGAAAUUGGUCGUGUAAGUGGUAUAGAAAAUAACCACAAACAAGUUGAGGUUGCGAAAAAAGGGCAAGAAGUGUGUAUUAAAAUAGAACCAAUCCCUGGUGAAGCGCCAAAAAUGUUUGGACGACAUUUUGAUCAUACAGACAUGAUAAUGAGUAAAAUUUCCAGACAAUCCAUUGAUGUGGUAAAAGACUACUUUCGAGAUGAAAUGACCAAAAAUGAUUGGCAAUUGAUUGUUGAACUAAAGAAACUUUUUCAAAUUAUUUAGUUAUAUCUAAAGAAAAACUGUGAGCAUUUUUUUGAAAUAAUGUAACAACACUGCCUAAAAUGCUUUAUUUUAAGCUGAUUAUCUGAUUGUGAAUGCGUAUGUAUGCAUGCAUGUGUGCAUGUUUGUACAUGUGUGUUUGUGAUCUUUAAAAUGAUGUCUCUGCUGGCAACAGAAGUUGCUAAGAUCUCAAUAUUAUUGACCAUAGAAAUGGCAUCAAAUAACACUGAUUUUGAUUUCAUCAGAUAUCAACUCCAAAUAAAUGUAUAUAUUUCCCAUGUUUAACUUAACAGUCAUGUAAAAUUCAGUGGGAUCAUAUGUAAAUGAUGUUGCAAAUGGUCAUGGGAAGAAAAAUCUGCCAUAAAAUUGUUUUUGUUGAACUGGUUUGCCAUUGAACUUUUUACUGAAAAUAAAAUCCACCAAGCUAUUUAUGACUUGUUGAGAGAUGAUAAAACACAAUAAUUAUGUAUAAACUUAUGAAUAAAGAUAUUAGAUUUGGCAUUUGUA
Messenger RNA from Octopus bimaculoides (California two-spot octopus), 3989 nucleotides. Its product is annotated as eukaryotic translation initiation factor 5B. Gene Ontology annotation, molecular function: translation initiation factor activity; GTPase activity; GTP binding. Gene Ontology annotation, cellular component: mitochondrion; cytoplasm. Gene Ontology annotation, biological process: translational initiation. The record is from RefSeq and is a predicted model, not a curated record. Lineage: Eukaryota; Metazoa; Mollusca; Cephalopoda; Octopoda; Octopodidae.